UCAGAUGACUCCAGCCACGGGGUUUUAAUUCAUACUAUUUUAACCAAAUUUGUUCAGGAAGCAGUCGUUUCAGCAAAGCGCAUUUGCAGAGGAAACCCGCUUUUAUUUGCUCAUUUCUCCCUCUUAAGACAAGUUUUUUUCUUCUUUUUUUUAACCUACUACAGAGACAAACCAAUGCGCGUCUCUGCCCUGUGGUCCUCAGCUCAGCACGGUCAUGACAGCUUGUCGCGCUUCUUCUGAACACGUUUUCCUCUGAUUAAUAACGUAACACGGACAUUUCUUCAAGUUUGCGUUGUCCACAGAUGCCGCGACAGCAGUGUGGAAAAAGUGGAAGGCCAGGGAGGAUGAAUGCCCACUUUUUUUUCCUGACACAAGUUUAAAAACUGCUUGCCAGGUCUUUUGGGGAGAUCGGCACCAGCGUGAAGAGCAAGAAUGACCCUGCGAUGUUUAUCACUGCGACUAAGAAGAAAGCAGUUCCUUCCUUCCAUCCUGUCAUUGCUGACUAUAUGUGUCUUGCUAUUGUUCUGUGUCAAGCACAGCUACAUCACUGAACCUUCACAUAUCGCUAUGGACAUGCAGAUAAUUCCCAAGUACAAUAUUGAUUGCUCUGCUAUUUAUGACAUGGACCCAGUGGAGGUGGGGAAAUCUCUGCUAAUCAAAAAGAAAGACGUUGUGGAGAGUAAAGAUGAAAGUCUAGCUUAUCUUACCUCUAACUGUACUUUAUUCAGAAAGUACAGGGGUUAUGAUAAUGUGUGUGUCACAGAAGAGGAGCAAGACUUUCCUAUUGCUUAUUCUUUGGUUGUGCAUAAAUCUGCCUGGAUGGUAGAGAGACUCAUCAAUGCACUGUACUCACCCAGUAAUAUCUACUGUAUCCACUAUGAUCAAAAGUCCUCUGUUCAGUUCAUAUCAGCCAUGGAGGGUUUGGCCCAGUGUCUGCCCAAUGUAUUCAUUACCAGCAAGAAAGAAUCAGUAUAUUACGCAAGCAUUAGCCGAUUAAAGGCUGAUCUCAACUGUCUGUCUGAUCUUUUGGGUUCAGAAGUCAAGUGGAAGUAUGUCAUCAACCUCUGUGGCCAAGACUUCCCUCUCAAGUCCAACGUGGAGCUAGUGUCAGAACUAAAGAAACUGAAUGGCAGAAACAUGUUAGAGACGAGCCGACCCACGCCAGCUAAGAAACAACGGUUCACCUUUCACCAUGAGCUGAAAGAUGCCAGCUUUGAAUAUCAAAAACUGCCAGUGAAAACAGAGUAUGUAAAGAACCCACCACCACACAAUAUUGAGGUGUUCUCUGGAAACGCCUACUUUGUACUUUCCCGGAAGUUCAUUGAGCAUAUGAAUGCCUCAGGUGUAGUGAAAGAUUUUUUGUCCUGGUCAGAGGACACCUACUCCCCAGAUGAACACUUUUGGGCAACACUUGUGCGACUGCCAGGUGUCCCUGGAGAGGUGCCUAGAUCCAAGCCUGAUAUCACAGACCUGAUGAGCAAAACCAGGCUGGUGAAGUGGCAGUACCUGGAGGAGCAGCUGUACCCACCGUGCACAGGGACACACGUUCGCAGCGUUUGUAUAUAUGGUGCUGCGGAAAUGCGUUGGUUGCUGAACUAUGGCCACUGGUUUGCCAAUAAGUUUGACCCCAAAGUGGACCCUGUACUCAUUCAGUGCCUUGAGGAGAAGCUGAAGGAAAAGCAGAAGUUAUUUCAAUCAGUGUCACUGACUUGUCAUAAAGGUUAAAUGAUGGCUAAAAUGGAUCGGGAAAAAUAUUAUCUUCUUUCAGUAAUUUUUCAAAUUUGACUGCCAUUUCUUAUAAGUCAUUAUCUUUGAAGUUACAAAUCAACAUAACUGAUUAAUUAUAAUGAGCUAUAAGUAAUAGCGAAGGGGACUAAUCACUGUUUUCUGGUUUUUUAGAAACCGAAAGUUUAAGUGGAAAAGACAAAAUGAAAAUAGCGUUUACAGCUCUAAUAUAUUACAUCGGCACUGUUUGUUUAAGGAAAGGCCUGGCUGAGCUGCAUUUUUUUCUCAGGGCGUUCUGUCUCACUUGAGUCAGUUUUGUAUCUACAGAGACAAUGUUGGUUUUAUGUAUUCAGUUUUUAGAUUUCCAAGUGCAGUUUACAAAAAACACACCCACCAAGAACAUGUCUUAGCAGAAACAGUAAUCUGCUUCUCGUUGUGAAUGGGGAAAACUGGGAUAACAUUUGUUUUUCUAAACUGGCUGAAUGAAACUGUAAUGAGAGGUAAUUAUGACAUAAUGAAUGGUUACAUUUUAAAAGCUAACAUGCUCUACCUGUUUCUGACCGAUUCCAGUUCCUCUGAUACAGUUAAGGUUUCACUACAGAUUCAGUUUUUGGAUCUUUUUGAUAGUGCUAUUGCAAACUAUAAUAACAAAAUAUUAUUUCCUCAACAUACAACAUGCUAUCUGGACAGCACUUUUUUCUAAUUAAUGCAAUGGAACACAUUGGAUUGGUUUUACACAGGAUACUGUGUAAAACAGAGGAGAGGUCAUCUAUUCUAUGUGAUCUAUUCCUCACAAACAAAUCGAGAGCUAAUUUGUGCAACAAUCUAAUUGGUGGAUGGAUACAAGCUGCUUUAGUAAGGGUUGAUACCAACUAUGUAUGUAAUGCAGGUUUGCAUCAAACUAUAACACAAAUUAGAAUAAUAAAAAUAAACAGCCUCUUGGUCUUAGACUGUAUAUAAAAGAUUAACAGAACUUCUAUUAGGUUAUAAAAGUGAAGGUCAUGGAGAAAACAAAUGCAAGUUCCUUUUGAUGACGAAAUAAGCCUGUUGUUCAUCUGAUAUGGCUUUAUCAAGUGACCUGCUUUACAUAUGGUGUGAAAUACUUCCUUGUGAUUUUUUUAGUCUUUGUUGCUUGAACUGAACUGAAUACAACAAGGUGUUCAUUUUACAAAUUAUGGUCUUUAAUAAAGUGAAAAAUGACAACA
Oreochromis niloticus (Nile tilapia) is the source of this 2930-nucleotide messenger RNA. Its product is annotated as glucosaminyl (N-acetyl) transferase 4. NCBI's taxonomy places the organism in Eukaryota, Metazoa, Chordata, Actinopteri, Cichliformes, Cichlidae. The transcript is spliced from 4 exons. The coding region runs from base 433 to 1725 and encodes 430 amino acids. Gene Ontology annotation, cellular component: membrane. Gene Ontology annotation, molecular function: acetylglucosaminyltransferase activity. The record is from RefSeq and is a predicted model, not a curated record.